AUGGUUGCCAGCGACAUCCUCGUUCCUGUCACCGGUCUUUUCGUACACAGCAUCGUUCCCUCUGACCACAUCCACCACUACGGUCGAGGCAUUCUCAUACUCGUCGUAGAUCUAAUUCCGUUCUUGCACGCUCCGUCGACGCUUGAGACAAUGGCACAGAACCCACGCCCCGGCCUCCGCUCGCAGGAGUCUCUGCCAGACAGCUUCGUGCAGAACGGCCCGGCUUCACCGCCAUACCAGCAUCAAAACCCGUUGGAUGCCAUGCCGCCCAUCUAUGCGAGCCAGUCGAACCUCGCCGAGCACGCCUCCCAUCCCGAUCAGCACAUGAUUCGCGACGCUGCACUCGCCGCUCUCGCCUCCGGCGACGCCAACACGUCGGGCUCGCAAGCGCCUUCGCCCGAUCGCAAGCUUCCUCACCAUGCCGCUCACGACACGGGUAUCCUCGAAUCCAGGACCGACUCCAACCCUUCUUCCCGUCCCGGCACUGCAGGCCCCCGUGUCGCUAUCACUGAUCCGCUCGCCGAAUUCCGCGAUCGCAACCUCUCCAAGCCCGCCGGUCUCGGUCCCAAGUCCGACUUUCCUCCACACGAGACCAACCGCACCCCCGGCGCAUUCAACUACCAGCACAACGUCGCCUACCGUCCCCCCUUCGUUCGACAGGACAGUGAGCUCUCUAGCGAGAAUGGCGACCGCGACUACGGCGAAUUCGACUGGUCCGACGAGGACGAUCUCGACGAAGCCGCUCGCUUCGAGAACGAGCAGGCAAAGCAGGUCCGCAUGGGCCGCUUGAGCCUGUGGAAGAUCCUUAACUUCCUCGCCACCACCUUCCUUGGCAACCUCAUCAUCUCUUGCUGCCUCCUCGUCCCCGUCAUCGUCAUCCAGUACGUCUACCGCAGGCGCGGACCCGACGAAGGCCACCGCGAUUUCGUCGCAGACAACGUCCAAGCCUGGUUCAUCUGGGCCGCCUUCAACCUGCACGUAGAAUGGUGGAUCCAUCUGCUCGUCGAGCUCUUCCCCAAGGCCGUGCUUGGUGUCAUCCAACUCAUCUGGGGUCGUCCUAGCCAGCGCGUCCUUUCGCUCGCAGAGUACUUCAACGCCAUCAAGGGCUACCUCAAGUUCCUCUGCUAUGCCGCUCUCAGCUGGGGCUCCUGGGCCAUCAUCUUCAACUCGGUCUACGGUCUCUACAACCACACACACCCGCGCCAGAGCAGGGCCGCCUACCUCUACCGCAUCUAUCAGAUCAUCGAGUUCUUCUUCUUCUUCACGCUCACCAUCUGCGCCGAAAAGGUCAUCAUCAAGCACAUCGCCAUGUCCUUCCACAAAAGCGCCUACGCGGAUCGUAUCGCCAAGGUGACCAAGUCCCUCAAGGUCUUUGACUGGCUGCGCGACCACAAGCCCAAGCUCAAGGGUCGCGAGACCGGGUCCGCUUUCGGCAUCCCCAUGCGUUCCGCACGAGGCUCUCCCAGCGUCAGUGGCGCCAACACCCCCAUGACGCCAAACGACUUUGUUCUCGACGGCGACAACACCAACUCGCGCAACGCCUCCAGCUCCAGCAAGGGCACCUGGUUCAAGAAGCACAGCAAGAAGCGUCCCUCCGACAUGGCCGCAUAUGCGGGUGAAAACGACCGCGCAAUCGACCCUGCCACCGGCAAACCCGCCGAGGGUCAGGCACCGGCUCGUGGCAGUGGCAAGUCCAACAUCUUUGCUCGCACUGCAGCCCGCAGCAGACGUCGCAUCCGCGCAACAGCUGGACAGGCCAGCACGCUUGCUCGCGUUGCCAUGAACGACCCAUUCGGUCUGCUUCGCAACGAGGCGCUCGGCAUCGGCACGGACGUCAACUCGCCUGCUGAAGCCAAGCGCCUUGCACGCUCCAUCUUCGUCGCCUUCCGCGGAUCGCACAAGCGCAGCUACCUCGUCCCCUCUGACUUUGACUCGGCCUACACCAACCCACAAGACGCUCGUGAUGCAUUCAGCGUCUUUGACCGCGACGGCAACGGCGACAUCUCGCAGUCCGAGAUCAAGAACACCGUCAUGCAGGUGUACAAGGAGCGCCGCUUCUUGGGCAGGUCCAUGCAGGACGUCAACCAUGCCGUCGGUCAGCUCGACGGCAUCUUCCUCGUCGUCGCGCUCGUCAUCAUCAUGUUCGAGGCGCUCGCCAUCUUCAACGUCGACAUCGGCAAGACGCUCUCCACCUUCUACUCGCUUGCCAUCGCAUUUGCCUUUGUCUUCAAGGAGUCCGCCGCCAAUGUCUUUGACUCGAUCAUCUUUAUCUUCAUCACACAUCCCUUCGACACGGGUGACCGCAUUCAGAUCGGCGAAGCGGUGCUUGUCGUCAAGCGCAUGUCGCUGCUCUCCUGCCUCUUUGUCGACUCGCUCAACCAGGACGUUUACAUUAGCAACGUCAUCCUCGCCGGCACCAGCAUCAUCAACAUGCGACGCUCUGGCUACCAGUGGGAAGCCAUCACGGCGCAGUUUGACUUCAACACGCCGCUCGACAAGCUCGAUGCCGUCGAGGAGGACAUGAUCCACUGGCUCCAGACCGAGCCCGAGCGAUUGUUCGUUCCGAGCACGGCGAUUGUGCCGCAGAAGAUCGAGUACAUGCGCGCGAUGGAGUGCACCAUCGGUAUGACGCACGCCGACACCUGGCAGGACUGGGGCCGUCGCUUCUACCGCAAGAACGCCUUCUUUGCCGCUUUCUCGUUCUACUGCAAGAAGCACGGCAUCCGCUACGCCAACCCUGUGCAGCCCAUCGUCUACUGGACCGAGGAUGCCGCUGCUCUUCCCCCCAGCUACGACACCACGUCUAGCGCCCAGCGCCGUGGCUCGCAGGAGGGUGAGGACGAGAGUAAUGGGUAUGUGCUCGACGACUUUACCGCGUCUCCGUACGCCAGCCCGCAGAUUCGCGCAGCAGGCGGCGCGGUUGCCUUGCCUCCCAAGAAGCCAAAGUCGUUUAUGAACUUUACGCCGCCGCUCGAUGAGCUGGAGGUGUCGGACAGCGCCAAUGUGCGACUGCGCAGGGUCAAGCGCGGCGACAAGAUGCUCACCACCCAGGGUGGCGAUGGCUAG
Moesziomyces aphidis is the source of this 3066-nucleotide messenger RNA. Lineage: Eukaryota; Fungi; Basidiomycota; Ustilaginomycetes; Ustilaginales; Ustilaginaceae. The record is from the annotation of a GenBank genome assembly.